CGGCUCUGGGUUAAUGCUGACUGUUACAACCUGGUCAUGACGCGCUGUUUGCCCCGCAGACACAUUUUAUUCUGUAAAAGCAGCCGGCUAACGUUAGCCAGCUAGCUGGCUGUUAUUGUUUUUCAUGAGAACCAAAAUGGAGGAGCUUGGCUGCCGCUGCCUGUGUCCUACAGAGCCACUCCCGAGUCCUUGUUGGAAGCCCUCGCUGUAAAAUGUCUGCCCGGCUGCAGAAAGGAGAGGUUAUAUUUCGUUAUAAGUAAACAGUUUCCGAGUUGUUGUAUCGCAGACCUAACUAAACUAAGCGUGGAUUUCAAACAGGCUAUUGCGUCCACAUGGGAAGUCGGUGUGGCGCUGCAGGAUGAGAGGUGGUCGUGUUCGCCAUGACGCUGAGAUCCAAACAAUUUCCACAACCGGGAUUCAAACGUAAGGCUGACACGGAAGACUUGGGGGUCAACGCCGUGAGUCCUGUGAGCAUCAAGAGUGAGCCCUGCGACUUUGCUAUAGAUGUUCCGGACGUGCACAGGAGGGAGAUCCUAAGCAGAUCUAAGGAUUUAGAUCGGAGUUUCAUGACAAGCAAAGUUGCCCUCGCUGCCACAGCUCCAGAAACGGUUCAGGGAGACAAACCGGUGGGGAUAACGUCCCCUGUCAGACCAAUGGGGGGUGAGGGAACCCCUGUGAAAGGUAAACCCCUCUCUGUUGACAACAUGGAUAAUCCUCAGAUGGCAGUGAACAAUAAUCCAAAGGAUGCUGGUGCUGAUGAGAGCACAAAAGGGGUUGUUCCAGGAGUUCUGGGCACUGCUUCCAUUGAACUCUCAUCUGAAGGAAAGUGGAGGAACAUCAGGAAGACCCCUGCAAGUCCACAUGCACAGGCCAACUGCCUCCGACAGAUUCUCCUUCUACAGCUGGACCUCAUUGAACAGCAGCAGCAACAGCUGCAAUCCAAGGACAAGGAGAUUGAUGAGCUCAAGGCCGAUAAGGAGACGUUGCUUGCACGCAUCGAGCGUAUGGAGCGUCGCCUCCAGCUCACAAGAAAGGACACACCCCGAGAUAAGCGCCUUUUUCAACCCCUGGAGCCGUGGACCCCUGACAAAGAGGACAUGUGGGAUCUGGACAUAGAGGAGAGUCCACAGCCCAACGCGGCCACUCCUCUCUCAUUCAGUCGGGGAGGUAAAGGCCAAAAAAGGAAAUCUUGCUUCGGAGAUGCAAAGGUUCAGAAAUCCCGGGGCAAAAGUGCAAAGCUCAGCCCCCAGAAGUCUGAGAUGGAGCCAGGCUCUCCUAACCAAAGAGAGCUGCGCAGUAAGGAAACCCCAGAGAAGUCUGUCCCAGCCAGGUCCGGGUCAGAAAUUGACGUUUUGCUCCCUUGCAAAGAGGAGCCUGAGCUGAGCUGCCAGAUGGAGGAUCUGCCCUUCAUGUCAACCACAGAGAUGUAUCUGUGUUGCUGGAACCAACCUCCUCUGUCCCCUCUGCGUGAGACUUCCCCUAAAAAGGAGGAAGAGGUGGCCAGUGAGUGGACUCCUCAUGUAGUACAUGAUAUGCUGAUUGUUUUUCCCUCUUGGAGGGAAAACCACAUAGAGCCUUUGGAUGAGGAUGUCUUUAAUCUCCCCGAGCCGCUGGAUGACGGUGCGUUUCUGAAACGCCACGCAAAGCUGGAGCUGGACGAGAAGAGGAGGAAGAGGUGGGAUAUCCAGCGAAUCAGAGAGCAGCGCAUGUUCCAGCGUCUGCAGCAGCGCAUGAACAGGAAGAAGAUCGUCCAGGAGACCGAGCCCGAGCUGUCGUCCUUCUAUCCCGACACUGAAGAUGUUGAAGCUAUAGUGAUCACUCCCUUCUUACCUGUGGUUGCAUUUGGUCGGCCGCUGCCCAGACUUUCCCAGCAGAACUUCGAGCUGCCCUGGCUGGACGAACGAAGCCGAUGCCGCAUCGAGGUGCCUAAGAAACACACUCCUCACCGAACCUGUCGGAAGUGAACGCCGAACCAAUGAUAGCAGAGCUCUGCUGCUCCAUGCCUGGAUUAAAAAUUAGGCCACGAUUCGGUGUGGGGUGGUCAGUUAGUCGGUGUGUGCUACUGCUGUUGUUUUCAGUCUGUGGGACAUGAAACCACAGAGCACCAAAUCUCAUGCAGGAAACUGAAAAAAUGAGGCGGGAAUACAGUCAACAUGUUUGCAGCUGGUCUUUCAAGAGUUUAGAGCAUGUUUUUGUUCAACUGUGCCGUAAGACAUCAGAUUUUAUCACUCAAAGUUGGAGUUUCAGUCAGUUUUAAUGCAUAAUGUUCUGACAGGAUGACUCUUCCUCUAGGGUACGCUGGGGUGAAAUAUUUGUCAUUCUUUUAGGUAAAGAGGAGCCUGAAUUCUUCAUUAAAAGCAGUGCAGCCACAUUAUUCUUGCUGUGAGUAGCUUUUCUCCUUGCCUGAGUGGGGAAAAAGAAUUAAAUGCGACUGUAUCGUGCUGUGUGUUGCUCUUAUUGUUUGCACACAACUUUUAUCAAUGUUAACUGUGCUAUGGGAGUUUUGAACCAGCAUGAAUACAUAUAUAAAAAUAAUCUCAGUACUUGAGCCAGUUCAGCAUACAGAAACAGAUUUAAUCUGAGAGGCUCGUUCAUGAAAACAAAGGUGUGGAAAAUGACACACUUGGCUUUAAACUUAGAAAUCUGUUCCCUGGUUGUUGUUUAUUUUUGAUGUGAACUGCAUGGAUUGUUUACCUGUUGCAAAAAGAUGAUGGUGGCAUGGCUUCAGCCUAAGGUGAAGAAUAUUUUCUUCUCACUGAGUUACUAAAACUACUAAAAAAGUUAUUCUUGAAAGCAUGACGAGCGAAAAGCAGAGUUCUCGGAGAGUCCACUACUUUAACAAGCUCUGCAGCCGGAACAGCUUCUGCUUUGGUGAUUUCUUUCCAUUUCCAUCCUUAAAAACACGCUCGUGUUCAGUAAACAUUAGGCAGUUUAUGUGUAUGCAAUGCUCUCCUGAGUUGGAGAUGUUUUAGAUUAUUAAAAAGCUUUCUGCUGUAGUUCUAGCAACCUGUAUGCUUUUGAAUGCGCUGCCUGUUUCCCUCUCUGAGCUAAUCUCGCAAUCACAAUGAUAGAUUUCUGCAAGCAUCUGCUCGACGCGUUCUGUCGUCGAAGCGCGGUUUGGAAAAACAUGUUUUUUUUCUUUCACUGUACAUAGCUCUCAGAAACAGAUGUACAUAAAACAUGGCUGUUAUUUUUUUAUUAUUUAAUGUUGGAAUUGUUCAGUACAUCUAGUAUUGUUCUAUGACUGUAUGUUCACAAAUUGACAGUUUUGAAAGUUAGUUUUUUGGAAUAAAAUUAAUGUCUAUGACA
Molecule: messenger RNA, 3309 nt
Organism: Girardinichthys multiradiatus
Lineage: Eukaryota; Metazoa; Chordata; Actinopteri; Cyprinodontiformes; Goodeidae
Gene: msl1b
Product: MSL complex subunit 1b
Exons: 9
Coding region: 381-1964 (527 amino acids)
Cellular component (GO): MSL complex
Source: RefSeq, a predicted model, not a curated record